This is a messenger RNA of Rhagoletis zephyria (snowberry fruit fly), 1737 nucleotides long. The record is from RefSeq and is a predicted model, not a curated record. NCBI's taxonomy places the organism in Eukaryota, Metazoa, Arthropoda, Insecta, Diptera, Tephritidae.
AUGUCGCUCAAUGGGGUGGGCAGUGGCGGCAGCGGUGAUGGUAAUGGGAACGGAAGUGGCCGCGGUUCGCUGGACAGCUCCGACGCGAACACCUGUCGCAUUCCGCAGCCGCACCUGAGUUCGCCCUUCCUGGAGAAGGCCAGCUCGUUCAUCAACCCGCCGACGGGGAAGGUGGACUACUCCGACCCGACCUGCGACGGCGACGAGGCCACCCAGCGGAACAUUGCCCCGCAGAUGCUCGUCUUCAUGGUGGCCAUGGUGCUGAUCGGCUGCGGCGGGACGCCCAUCUUCACCCUGGGCACCACCUACAUCGACGACCACGUGCCGAAGGAGAGCAGCAGCAUGUACAUGGGCUGCAUGUACAGCAUGAUUGCCAUUCCCUUUUUCAUCUUUCCCAAGUCACUGAAGGCGGCGACCACGGGAAAGCGAUGCAAACAUGAGCUUGGGGAACCACAGCCACAGCAGCAGCAGCAGCUGAACACCUCGAGUAGUUCGAACGCAGCUGGAUCAGGAGCUAUCAUUGAGCGCCGUGCCUCCUCCUCCACUAAGUCACUGAAGGCAACCACGGGGAAGCGAUGCAAACAUGAGCUUGGGGAGCCACAGCCUCAGCAGCAGCAGCUGAACGCCUCGACUAGCUCAAAUGCUGCUGGAGGUAUCAUUGAGCGCCGUGCCUCCUCCUCCACCAAGGCCGCCAUGAUGGAGGAGACGCUGCAGGGCGAAGGGUCGCUUUCCUUUCAACAGUCUCGCAAUGAGAAGUACACAAAGGGCGCCGUGCAGUACGGCCAGUCGCUGGGCGAGAUCCCCGCGGCAAUGUGGCGCCUGGCGACCAACCCCAUCUACAUGGUGACCUGUCUGGGCAGCUGCAUGGAGCUGGCCAUCGUCUCCGGCUUUCUCAUCUUCCUCCCCAAGUACCUGGAGACGCAGUUCUCGCUGGGCAAGUCGGAGGCGAACCUGUACGCCGGCGGGAUCGCCAUUCCCGGCGCCUGCGUCGGCAUCUUCCUCGGCGGCUACCUCCUCAAGCGGCUGCAACUGAGUCCGAAGGGGGCCAUUCAGGUGGUCCUCUUCUUCAACCUCCUCUGCAUGGGCCUCUACACGGCGCUCUACUUUCUCGGCUGCGAGAACGUCAAGAUGGCCGGCACGACGCUCCCCUACGCCAACUCGUGACACCACCCCUUCUUCCGGCCGAACCUGACGAGCGACUGCAACCUCGGCUGUCGCUGUUCCUCCAACGACCUGGAGCCGGUGUGCGACAUUCGCAACAAGAUCAGCUACUACUCGCCCUGCUUUGCCGGCUGCACCAGCGUCGACCGCUACGGUCAGCGGGUGCAGAACUACAGCAACUGCGCCUGUCUGCCCACCGGAGGAGGAGGAGGUGCCGGCGAGGUGACCAUGGUGCCCCUGGUCGUGCCCGGGCCCUGUCAGAACCAGUGCAACGCCAUGAUGCCCUUCAUGGUGCUGCUCUUCUUCAUCACCCUGGUCGUCUCCAUCACGCAAAUGCCCGUCGUCAUGAUCACCCUCAGAUCGGUGGAGGAGGAGGAGCGGUCUCUGGCGCUGGGCAUGCAGUUUGUCCUCUUCCGUCUCUUUGGCUACAUUCCCUCGCCCAUCGUCUUUGGCAACGUCAUCGACUCCACCUGUCUGGUGUGGAAGGCGCACUGCGGACUGCAGGGCGGAUUCUGCCUCCUCUACAACAUUGAGCAGUUCAGAAUUCGGUACGUGGGCAUCUGCUCGAUGCUGAAG